Molecule: messenger RNA, 1389 nt
Organism: Oryza sativa Japonica Group (Japanese rice)
Lineage: Eukaryota; Viridiplantae; Streptophyta; Magnoliopsida; Poales; Poaceae
Product: homeobox protein knotted-1-like 9
Biological process (GO): regulation of transcription by RNA polymerase II
Cellular component (GO): nucleus
Molecular function (GO): RNA polymerase II cis-regulatory region sequence-specific DNA binding; DNA-binding transcription factor activity, RNA polymerase II-specific
Source: RefSeq, a predicted model, not a curated record
UCUCCUCCUUUUCUUUGCUAGGGUUUGUUUGCUAUAAUAACUACUAUCUAUCGGCUCUUCUUCACCUCAUCACCUGUCCUAUCGGCCAUGGAGAGCUUCGCCAGUCUCGCAGGAGGUGGCAGCAGCAGCACCACAGCUCGGUUGCCGGAGCUGAUCCCGCCGGAGAACCCGGACCGCAUCUCGCCGCCCCCGUUGCUGUACCAGCUGCUCGCCGGCUCGGCGUCGUCGGCGCGGCAUGGGCAUGGACACCACCACGGCGGCGGUGGCGGCGCAGCAGCAGCAGCUGUGCAGGGACUACAGGUCUCGCCGGCGGGCGCGGAGGCGGCGAUGAAGGCCGAGAUCAUGUCGCAUCCGCAGUACUCGGCUCUCCUCGCCGCCUACUUAGGCUGCAAAAAGGUCGGGGCGCCGCCGGAUGUACUGACCAAGCUCACGGCCGUGCCGGCGGCGCAGCAGCAGCUGGACGCAGCCGACGGCCACCCUCGUCGCCGGCACGAGCCACGGCGUGAUGACGACGUCCCGGAUCAUCAGCUCGAUCAGUUCAUGGACGCGUACUGCAGCAUGCUGACGAGGUACAGGGAGGAGCUGGAGCGGCCGAUCCUGGAAGCCGCGGAGUUCUUCAGCUUGAUUCGAUCGCUGCUGCUGUUUUUAACAGACAGUAAUUGUGAAGGCACGGGAUCAUCCGAGGAAGAGCAAGACACGAGCUGUCCUGAGGCUGAGGAGAUCGACCCUAGUGACAAGCAGCUGAAGCACCAGCUUCUGAUGAAGUACGGUGGCUCGUUGGGCGAUCUCCGGCAGGCGUUCUCCAAGAGGACCAAGAAAGGGAAGCUCCCCAAGGAGGCCAGGCUGAAGCUUCUGCACUGGUGGGAGCUGCACUACGACAAAUGGCCCUAUCCCUCCGAGGUGGAGAAGAUGACGCUGGCGCAGACGACGGGGCUGGACCAGAAGCAGAUCAGCAACUGGUUCAUCAACCAGAGGAAGCGGCACUGGAAGCCGACGCCGGUGGCAGGCAUGACCUUCCCGACAGUGGAAGCUGCCGGAGGCGGCUUCCGACACUCCGGCCACGACGGCGGCCUUGCGGCGGCGGCGGCGGCGGCGGCGCUGCCGCUGUACAUGGGCAGCUGGCCGUUCGUUGUGGACGGCAUGUACCGGCUCGGGUCUUGAAGCCUCUGGGGAUCGCAUGAUGUUCCCAUGAUCAGCCUGUGGGACGGUGAAAUGGAAAAACUGGUGAAUCUUCAUCACGAUCUUUCCUCUCAUUUUUUUUUCUUUUUUCCUUUUUGUGUGUGAUAAAAGCUCAGAUGUACCACGUACUACUGUCUGCUUCUUCGCAAAUGGAUAUGUAAUUGAAAGCUUUAAUUCUAAACAUGGCACUCCUUCUGUUUUGUAUUAUAA